GCUGAUCCUCAUAAACAGCAGGAGCAUACACACAUUUCCACACAACACUGACUACUCAUGACAGCGAUGUCUUCAGCGUCAGACAUCAGUCCUCUGAGCACACACGUGUUGAACACCGGUGAUGGGCUUCCGGCUCAGAGGAUGACCCUCAGUCUGCACCGUCUGGAGCCCCGCAUCACCGUCUGGAGCCUCGUCACUGUCGGGAGCACGAAUGAAGAUGGCCGGUGUCCAGGUCUGAUCAGCAGAGACGCCUUCACUCCAGGAAUGUACAAGAUGCGCUUCGAGACGCAGCAGUACUGGGAGAGUCUGGGCCAGUCCAGCUUCUACCCUUACGUGGAGAUCAUCUUCACAAUAUCAGACGUGGAUCAGAAGCUCCAUGUGCCGCUGCUGAUCAGCAGAUUCUCCUACAGCACAUACAGAGGCAGCUGAGAUGACAGACGCAGGGCCCGUAUUCACGAAACACUGCAUGACACCAGUAAAAGUUCUCCUAAAUCUCUGUUCAGUUUUUAACUCGGAGUUCUCUUAUUAAACCUGUUCAGAAGCUGCUGAGAGUGAGGAUGUGUUGACCACUUUACUGUGAGUGAUGUCAUAAUCCUCAUUAACUAUGCACACAGUGAUUGGCCGAGGGGGAGGAGCCUAUGUCAGAGAUUUGAUUCAUUGAAAUAACACAGAACUCAAGUUUAUGUGUCCAUAUUUACAUAAAUGAUUCAAAAUCCAAAUAUUGCUGUGUUUAAAUAAAGAUUUUAAAUGCAGAUUAAGUGUAAAAGUAUGUUUACUGCUUUUAAUGUUUUGGACAUUAAAUCAAGAUUUUCUUUCAGUGUUUUCUUAGGAAAUAAUUCAUAUUUUUUAUCUAUAAUUUCAUUUAUUCUGUAUCCUCUGUAUAAUUUAGGAGCUACUUUUAUCCUUAAGAUGUUUUGUGAGAACGAGCUCAGUCUAUUACACACCACAGCAUUACUUUCUGAAUGUACAUUUGAAUGUAAUAUUUGGAUUUAUUAUUA
Molecule: messenger RNA, 998 nt
Organism: Danio aesculapii
Lineage: Eukaryota; Metazoa; Chordata; Actinopteri; Cypriniformes; Danionidae
Gene: urahb
Product: urate (5-hydroxyiso-) hydrolase b
Exons: 4
Coding region: 58-429 (123 amino acids)
Biological process (GO): purine nucleobase metabolic process
Molecular function (GO): hydroxyisourate hydrolase activity
Source: RefSeq, a predicted model, not a curated record